AUGUACACGUCACCGUCCGUUGGUACCCUCGACAAGGCCACGGCGGUGAUGAAGGCCUUCAACUUUUACCUCUCCGAGCACCCCGCCAUUGUGAGGUUCCGAUGGAGCCACCCUCUAUGCUGGGGCUCAACCUGGUCCUUCCUCUUCUCCUCAAUCGCCGUCUACGUCGUCGUUUCCAUUUUCCUCCACCUAAUAUUAGCGUUGCUUCUUCGCCGCGGCCAGCGCGUUCCGCUUGGGCCGUUACCGGCGCUUCACAACCUCACAAUGUCGCUCAUUUCCGCCACCAUAUUUGCCGGGCUUCUGCUCUCCGCCUCGGCUGAGAUCAAAGAGACGCGGUGGCUCUGGAGGCGCUCCAAGACCCCGAUCGAGUGGCUGCUCUGCUUCCCCCUCGGGACGCGCCCCUCCGGCCGCGUGUUCUUCUGGUCCUACAUUUUCUAUCUGUCGCGUUUCGUUAACAUGUUGAGCACCGUGUUGGUCAUUCUACAACGUCGUAAGCUGGUUUUUUUCCAGUUGUUUUAUCACGCGAUUUCCACGUUCAUGUCGUUCCUGUGGCUGGAGUUCUCGCAAUCGUUCCAAGUUCUGGCGAUCCUCUUCACCACGCUGGCGUUUUCCGUUAUGUACGGGUACCGGUUCUGGACUGCGAUCGCGACGCGUGGCGCGUGUUUGCCGCUCGUGCUGAACUGCCAGAUUGUGCUGCUUGGGUGCAACUUGGUGGGCCACGUUGGGGUGCUUUUGCUUCAUUUUUUCACAGGGGGAUGCAACGGGAUUGGCGCGUGGGUCUUCAAUUCGGUGCUGAACGGUGCUAUUUUGAUGCUGUUUCUUAAUUUUCAUAUGAGAGUGUAUUUAGGAAAGAAGAGGAAACAUAAUAAGAGUGUGGGUGAUUGUGAAUGGGGUGAGAAUAAAUUCGCUCGUUCCUGCUCUGUCUUUGGCGCUGGAAAGGAAGCAGAUAGCAACAAAUUCAAGUCCAGUUAA
Messenger RNA from Sphenostylis stenocarpa, 972 nucleotides. The record is from the annotation of a GenBank genome assembly. Lineage: Eukaryota; Viridiplantae; Streptophyta; Magnoliopsida; Fabales; Fabaceae.